GUGGAUCGGACGAGGACGGUGUGUCGGCGUUGUUCGAUAGCAGUGCGGUAUGCUAAUGCUCUCCGUGAAAUGCAGGUCCAGUUACCUGCCUCACCACAAGCUAGUGCAUGAUGUUUCCACAAGGUGGAACAGUUCCCUGGACAUGUUGGAGCGUUUUUGGGAACAGCAGCCUGCUGUGUUGAACACCCUGCUGUCAAAGAAGAUAAGGAGGGGAGAAGCGAUGGCCAGCCUGACAGAGGAUGACAUGACAUUAAUCCCAGAGGUCAUCAAAUUGAUGUCCCCCCUGAAAGUAGCAACUACACUCCCCAGUGAGGAAAAAAACCCCACCAUCUCAAUGAUCUCCCCAAUCCAGACCAAACUGCGGAGGCAGUUCCAGUCAGAUGAGAGCGAUCAUAUGGUCAUUUCCCAGAUGAAGGAGCGAUUCAGACUGGACUUUGAUGGUCGCUACACAUAUCUCCAAGACCUCCUCCACUACGCCUCAGCACUGGAUCCCCGCUUCAAAGACCUGUCUUUCCUGGAUGACAAUGAAACUAAGGACAUGAUAUUCAUGAGGAUAACAGCAGAGGUGGUGAAGAUGGAUGGACAGGCAGGGCAUGGUGAUACACGUAAUGAGGACCAGGCAGCUGAAACAGAAGGUGACGGGAGCCCCCACAGAGAGGAAGAAGAGACAGAUCAGGGGUGCCCAACCUUUUUUGAACCGAGAGCUACUUUUAAAGUUGCCAGUCUGCCGAGAUCUACCAGUCCAAAUAGAGAGGCGUAGUUACUGACAGCCUACUACCAGACACAUCUCGCGAUCGACUGGGAAUCUCGGGCACCCCUGCCCUAGAUGAUGUCCCUCCCAUGAAGAAGACGGCCUUGGACCAGAUGUUCUGUGAUUUCCUCCCUGCAAGAUCACCAGUAAAGAAGACCACAAAGGAGAGAGCUAAGGAGGAAAUCUUAAAGUACAGAGAGAGGGAUGCUUUAGGUUUGAGUAGUGAUGUGUUGCAGUGGUGGAAAAAACAAGUGGAUCUUCUACUGCUCUCAACAUUGGCAAAGAGCUACCUGUCCAUCCCUGCAACAAGUGUACCCUCUGAACGAGUGUUUAGUACAGCCGGUGACAUAGUGACAGCAAAGCGCAGCUUGCUUCAUCCUGAUCAUGUUGAUCAACAUAUAUUCCUUAAGAAAAACCUGCAAGCUACACAUAUUAGUUAAGCUCAGUGAGGUGUUAUGUCAGUGAGUGGUUUUUAUUUUUACAGCAGCCUGUGACAAUAAUAGUUGAAAUGUUAUUAAGACCUAUUUUUUUAAAAGGUUAUUUGUAUUCUUUAUAUGUUCAUAAAAGAAACCGCUGCUUUCUGCUCACUGGUGAGUUAGCCUACUGAAUGAGUGUUAUGUACAUCAGUCUGGCAGUUGUAUGGCCAUUGCUAUAUGGUAAUUGUUUUUUGCACAUUGUUAAUGCUGGUCAAUAAGGAAUAAAACAAAAUCCUCUGUCG
Gymnodraco acuticeps is the source of this 1469-nucleotide messenger RNA. RefSeq names its product zinc finger BED domain-containing protein 4-like. The transcript has 5 exons. The coding region runs from base 50 to 760 and encodes 236 amino acids. The record is from RefSeq and is a predicted model, not a curated record. NCBI's taxonomy places the organism in Eukaryota, Metazoa, Chordata, Actinopteri, Perciformes, Bathydraconidae.